AUGUCGUCGAAAUUUUCAUAUUUAUUGAUUCUACUCGGUGCUAUUAUUCUAGGAGUAUAUUCGGCUAAUAAAGGUAGUGUUCAGAUAUGUAAUCGAGGAGCGUAUGUGGCUAAAUGCGGUUUAAAUUCUCGAACCGACGAUGGUCGAACUCGUUCCUAUGGUACUGAUAAUUUCUUAGCUGGUCAAUGUUCGGUACUUGAACUUCCCUAUGAAUCAGUAUGGGGUCAAGUUUGGUGUGAUAAUUUUGUUUUCAUCGGUACGACUAAACGUAUAUUUCAAGAAGAAUUUAACGCUCCGUCUGUUCGUUGUUAUGAUAUUACCGGAACAACAUUUCAUCCAGGAAUGAGUCGAAGAGACUGCUAA
Rotaria socialis is the source of this 363-nucleotide messenger RNA. Lineage: Eukaryota; Metazoa; Rotifera; Eurotatoria; Philodinida; Philodinidae. The record is from the annotation of a GenBank genome assembly.